Molecule: messenger RNA, 886 nt
Organism: Brassica napus (rape)
Lineage: Eukaryota; Viridiplantae; Streptophyta; Magnoliopsida; Brassicales; Brassicaceae
Product: VQ motif-containing protein 33-like
Exons: 1
Coding region: 1-732 (243 amino acids)
Source: RefSeq, a predicted model, not a curated record
AUGGAGGUCUCAUCAACAUCAUCCCCGUGCUCAAAACCAGAACAAAUCAUGCAAAACCCCCCUCCCAUAAUCUCAUCUCCUAGGUUUCUGCAGCCUCAGACAAGAUCUCUUCCUCAUCAUGAGCAGCAUCAACAUCUAUCUAAUCCUUACCCAACAACAUUUGUUCAAGCAGACACUUCCACUUUCAAACAAGUUGUUCAGAUGCUAACGGGCUCCUCUUCCACCGAUACCAACACCGGAAAGCACCACGAAGCUCCUUCUCCGGUGAACAAUAACAAAGGAGGUUUCUUAAUACCACCCAUCAAGAAAACCAACAGCUUCAAGCUCUACGAAAGAAGACAAAACAAUAACAACAACAUGUUUGCUAAGAAUGAUCUAAUGAUCAAUACUUUAAGGCUUCAAAACUCUCAGAGGUUGAUGUUCUCAAGCGGAAACAAUGUUCAUCAAAGCCCAAGAUUCUCUCCAAGGAACAGUUCAUCAGAGAAUGUUCUUCUGUCUCCAAGCAUGCUAGAUUUCCCGAAGCUAGGGUUAAACAGUCCCGUUACGCCACUGAGAAGCAACAAUGACCCCUUCAACAAGUCAUCUCCUUUGUCUUUAGGCAGCUCAUCUGAAGAAGACAAAGCCAUCGCUGAAAAAGGAUACUUUCUUCAUCCUUCUCCAGUUUCAACUCCUAGAGACUCUCAGCCACUGCUUCUUCCUCUUUUUCCGGUUACUUCUCCGAGGAAUCCAUAAAUCCUGACUAGUGUUCACAUUCUGUAUUUGAUAUUAAGUUAAAAUAUAUUCUUGGACUUUGCUUUUAACUAUGACUAAGAUAUAUAAGUUCUUAGUAAUGGAGUGUCACAUAAUGUUUAUGCGGUUUAUAUAUUCAAUAAUUCGUUGCAAUUUA